This is a messenger RNA of Sinocyclocheilus grahami, 1689 nucleotides long. RefSeq lists its product as uncharacterized. Bases 106 to 1689 code for a protein of 527 amino acids. Gene Ontology annotation, biological process: cellular response to lipopolysaccharide; immune response; negative regulation of T cell proliferation. Gene Ontology annotation, cellular component: external side of plasma membrane. Lineage: Eukaryota; Metazoa; Chordata; Actinopteri; Cypriniformes; Cyprinidae. The transcript is spliced from 13 exons. The record is from RefSeq and is a predicted model, not a curated record.
GCGAAAGUGUUUCUUUAGGCGUGUCCUCCCGUGAUCCUCGUCGAAAAAGGCUUUCGUUUUCAUGAUCAUUUAUGAUAUAAUGACAGUUUUGUCUAAUUUUAAUACAUGAUGGACAUUACCUGUAUUUUUAUGUCUAUACUUGUGAUUGUCGCUGAUGGGUUCAUUGUGCACGGUCCCGCUGGCCCUCUGGUUGCUCCUCUGGGCUCUUCAGUGGUUUUGCCCUGUUAUGUUGAUGAACUCUUACUAAUGGAGGGUCUGGAGGUGGAAUGGAGAAGAACAGACUCACAGACUCUGGUUCAUCUGUUUCUGGAUGGUGAGAGUCGACCAGAGGCCCAGCAGCAGGAUUAUCAUGAUAGAGCUCAUUUCUUUACUGAUCAGAUCCAACAUGGAAACUUCUCUCUCCGUCUGGACAAUCUGAGAGCUGAAGAUGAGGGAGAAUAUACAUGUAAAGUUUACAGUCAGCAGGAUUCUGGAGAGACUGUGGUUCAGAUAAAACAUGCUGAGCGUUUGCUAGUAUCAGGAUCAGAUGAGUCUGUUUCUGCAUAUGAUGGUGAGGACGUCACUCUGAGCUGCUCUGUAGACUCUUACAUCCCAAUCGAAGACAUUGAGGUUUCAUGGAUAAGGACGGAUGGAGAUAUUUUGGUUCUGCUCUUCCAAAACAAUGAGACUUUAUCAGAUGCAUCAGAUGAACAAUACAGAGACAGAGUUGAGUUCUUCACUGCUGAGAUCCCCAAAGGAAACUUCUCUCUCAGACUGAAGAGUGUCAGAACUGAGGAUAAAGGAGUUUACAUGUGUUUAGUGUUUGCUGGAGAUCUUUCAGCCAAUGCAACUGUAGUACUGGAGCAACUGGGUUUCUCUUCUUGGCACAUAGCUGUGUUAUUUUUCUGUUUUGCUGCUGGAUGUGGAGCUGUGCUUCUGCUCUGCUGUCUGGUCUACUGCAGAUCAAAUAACACUGUCACCAGCAGCAUAAUCUGGAAUCUUCAGCUUUCUCUGGUCUUUUAUCCAAACAUCUGUAUGUUCUUUGCCUUCAUGCUUUGGGGCUUUACUGAAGGAUCUCUGCAUGAGACUGUCCCCUGCUGUGCUCUUUAUAUUCUGAGGCCUGUUAUGUUGAUUUGGGCUUUGCGCUAUUUGAAGUAUUUUCAAGACAAUCAUAAAUCAUGGAUCAGGUUUUUCAGAAUAACAAGAGAACUUGCUGUUCUUACAGUCAUUGUUUAUUCAGUUAUUUUUGCAUAUGGCUGGAGAAUUAGUGCACAUGAUACAAACUAUGUACGCCGUAUAUUCUUAGGAAUGUGCUUUGGAUUUAUUGUGCUGUUCUGUAUCAUCCUGAGUGGAGUAAUCUACGCCCCUGUUCUGAAGAUAACAGUGGUCGUUGAAAACCGUGUGCUGAAACGUAUGUUGAAAGAGGCAGAACGUUCAAGAGUCCAGAGACGACGACGACAGACUGAGACGAGUCAACAAGGAUCAAAUACAUUGCCUCGCUGUAAUGAAAUCAUGUACAUGUUUGGAGCAGUUGGUCUUGUUUUGUUGAACUCUGUUACACUGACAGCAGAACUGAUCCUGAAAGCACGGAAUGGUGAGCGUGUCAUGAGGGAUAUGAGAGUCAUUGUCUUCCCUUCUGAAAGUGUUUUUGUCUUGUAUUGGCUGAUUUUACAAAUGCAUGCUUUCUUGAGGAUUGUUACAGCUGGGUAA